Molecule: messenger RNA, 1083 nt
Organism: Lottia gigantea (owl limpet)
Lineage: Eukaryota; Metazoa; Mollusca; Gastropoda; Lottiidae
Exons: 5
Biological process (GO): regulation of transcription by RNA polymerase II
Cellular component (GO): nucleus
Molecular function (GO): DNA-binding transcription factor activity, RNA polymerase II-specific; RNA polymerase II transcription regulatory region sequence-specific DNA binding
Source: RefSeq, a predicted model, not a curated record
AAGCUAAAGAAAUGUUCAAUUUGUGGAAAAAUAUUAAAUAGUUAUUAUCUUGCAACUCAUAUGAGAACCCACAGUGGAGAAAAACCUUACAAAUGUGGUGUGUGCAGUAAACAUUUUAAUUACUUGAAUUAUCAUAUUAAGCACGUCCAUGACAAAAUCAAACCUUUUCAAUGUGAUGUUUGUGGUAAAAAAUUAACUAAGUACAUCAGACGGCACAUGAUGCUGCAUAGAAACGAUACAAGGUUUAUGUGUAAAAUAUGUGGGCGUAUCAACACCUCCAAUUUUCAUUUACAAAAGCAUAUGUCAAUACAUUCAGAUGCCAGGCCCUUCUCUUGUGAUAUUUGUGGUAAAACUAUGAAAUUGAAAUAUACUUUAAAUGCUCAUAUGAAGGUUCAUUCUGAAGUUGCAAAAAAUCAAUGUAAAGUGUGUAACAAGACAUUUCACUGCUUCAGUAAUUUCAAUAUUCAUAUGAAAAGACAUGAAGGAAACAAGGACAUCCCCUGUAGUCAGUGUGAUAAGAAAUUUUAUUCCAUUAGCCUACGAAAUGAACACGUUCAAAAAAUCCAUCUUGGGAAAAGGAAGCGAUCUUGUACAUACUGUGACUAUACUUCACAAUCAAAAUCUGCGUUGGAUAUACACAUUAGAACUCAUACUAACGAGAGACCAUAUACUUGCUCCAAAUGUGGCAAAUCAUUUAAAAUUAAAAGUUCUUUGGAAAGACAUAUGGCUAUACAUGUAGAUGAAAAACUUUAUAAAUGUGAUGAGUGUCCGUGGGCAUUUAAGCAUCCCCACAGACUAGAUAGUUUAAGAUAUCAUCAUAAAUCCAAGCAUCUGAAUCUAAAACCCUUUCAAUGUGACAUUUGUGGUAAAUCUUUUAAAUCAUCAGCCCGUAAUGCAGUUGUAGUUCACAUGAGAACUCAUACUGGAGAGAAACCUUACUCAUGUGAUGUGUGUGGAAAGUCUUUUGCUACUAAAUGUACGCUGGAAAGACAUACACCUAUACACACUGGAAGUAGACCAUUUGAAUGUGAAGAAUGUGGGAAAACCUUUCCUUAUAAAGCUGCUUUAAACAAACAUACCCGA